AAUUCAAAGGAAGAUCGCUCACUUCACACUUCUUCUUCCACCAAACCCCACACACCAUAAAUUGUUUUAUUUUAUUUUUAUUUUGAUUUUUUGUUCUAAUUUCUUAUUUGAAAAUUCAGAGCCUUAAAAAAAAAAAAUUAAAUAUAAAAACAAAAAAUAUCAGGAGGUUUUGUUUUUGUUUUUGAGGAGUGCAUUGGGAAUACAAUGCGAGGAUGGCUCAGUACAGGCAGUCGGGAACGGAGAGGUACGGAGCGCGUGCGUCUCACGAUCUGCACCACCACUCCAACGGCUCGUCGGAUCACGUCGUCCUCGGUAUUCGUUCCGGACCGCACAAGCAGGGUCGGACCCGCCGAUCGGGUCGAUCCGACAAGGGGCUGUUCGGAGUAUCCAUCGGCGCCAUCAUUGUAGUCCUUAUUCUCGUGCUCGCUGUCACCGUUUUGGCUUACUACUUCCUUUCUAGGGACAAUGGAGAAUUAAGUACUUACCAUGCCGAAGAUGAUGAUUUGAAAAAUGAUGAUUUCCUUUCAAAUGUGACACGGAAAGUCGUUGAGUUUGGACACAGUUCGGUGGUGCAUGGCCGAGAUUCAAGAUAUUGGGAUAAGGAUGAUAGGAGAAGGGAUGAAGAUUACAAUGAGGAGGCAGUGGAGCAAACUGGUGGGGAUUCUACGGAUAAAGCUACCGUUAAGGGUGCUGUUUCAAUGAAAGACAAGCAUGGUGAGAAGAAUUCUGCUCUCGAGGGGUUGUCUGUUAAGGGUUCGGAUAGGAAGAGUGUUGGAUUGUACAAUGAAGCUGGUCGAAAUGAGUUGAAAAUGUAUGAAGCAGAAUAUGAGGCCUCAUUGAAAAGUACAGGGAACUCAUUUAAAGCAGGCAUCCAUCGAAAUCAACAGAAUGAUGAGGAUUUGGAAAAUCAAAACGAGGCAGCUGAUGCUAUUGAUGAAUAUGAUGAUGGAAUUGACUAUAAUGAUGCUCGUGUGGAUGAGUAUGAUGACGAUGCUAGACAUGAAGAAGGUGAUCAUUCUGAUGUAGGGAAUUCGCAUCAUAAAUCUGGUGGACAGUCCUCUGGUCUUGUUGAUUCUGAAACCGAUGAUCAAAAUACUGCUAGGAAAGUUGGAGAAGUCUCCAACAAGUCAUUUGAGAAGAAUUCUAGAAAUCUUGAUGAAGUUAGUACUAACUCCAGACAUGUCAGUGUCACUGAUGGUCACUCGUCAAAAAGGUCCAAGUCAGAUUCCAAAAAAAAAGGAAAGCGCCACAAGUUUUCGGGUUCCUCUUGUGAGAUAAAAUUCUUAAACUCUACUGCACAGCUUAUAGAACCUCCAGAAAGUCGAAAAUUUGCAAGAUUUAGUUUGCAGUACACUAAAACGGAGAACCCUGUUGGACAAGAGCAGUGGGAACCAAGAUUUGCAGGACAUCAAAGUUUGCAAGAAAGGGAAAAUUCAUUUGUGGCACGUGAUCAAAAAAUAAAUUGUGGCUUUGUUAAAGGUCCUAAAGGAUCCCCAAGUACUGGAUUUGACUUGGCAGAAGAUGAUGAAAAUUACAUCAGUAGAUGUCACAUUGCUGUCAUGUCCUGCAUUUUUGGAAAUUCGGAUCGCUUGAGGAUGCCUACUGGUAAAGCGGUCACUCGCUUGUCAAGGAAAAAUGUAUGCUUUGUAAUGUUCAUUGAUGAGAUUACACUGCAAACACUUUCUUCAGAAGGUCAGGCACCAGAUUCAAUGGGUUACAUUGGAUUGUGGAAGAUUGUGGUGGUGAAAAACUUACCAUAUGAUGAUAUGCGAAGAGUAGGCAAAAUACCAAAACUUUUGCCACAUCGGCUUUUCCCUUCUGCAAGGUAUUCAAUCUGGUUAGACAGCAAGUUGCGCCUCCAACUUGACCCUUUACUCAUAUUGGAAUACUUCCUGUGGCGAAAAGGUUAUGAGUAUGCAAUUUCGAAUCACUAUGACCGACAUUGUGUAUGGGAAGAGGUUGCACAGAAUAAGAAAUUGAACAAGUACAAUCAUAGCGUUAUAGAUCAGCAAUUUGAAUUUUAUCAGGCUGAUGGCUUGAGAAGAUUUAAUGCCUCAGAUCCCAACAAGCUUCUCCCAAGCAAUGUACCAGAAGGGUCUUUCAUCAUUCGGGCGCACACUCCCAUGUCAAAUUUGUUUUCAUGUCUUUGGUUCAAUGAGGUCGAUCGAUUUACUCCCCGUGAUCAGCUAAGUUUUGCAUAUACAUACCAGAAGUUGAAGAGGAUGAAUCCUGGAAAACCUUUUCAUCUUAAUAUGUUCAAGGACUGUGAGAGGAGAUCCAUUGCCAAGUUGUUUCAUCACAGGUCAGAGGAGAAGCGGCGUAAUCGAACAAAGGCAGCAGAGUAAAAAAAAAAAAAAAAAAAAAAAAUUCUCUUAUACCCUUUUUGUGGGAAGUCGGUUUUAAUACAAUGUCAUUCAGGCAAGCUGCUCUUUAGUGGCUGGUAUGUGUUUUGAAAUCCCAACAUGUAGCAGGCAACUGUUUUCCAACAUGGUACACGAGAAUUUUGCGAUUAUAAUGUGACAGAAGUCGACUAUAGGCAAUGCUGAAUUUUUAUCGUCCCUUUGUCCGUGAGUUCUUUGUGGUGGGUGAGGGAUCAACAUUACUGCAGUUGCUUUAUUCCUUCUGGGUGUGACCAUAUAUAAAAGAACCUUGUCGUCUGCUUAAAAGCGUCUCCUCUGUAUUCAUUUCAUUUUUUUUAUCACUGCUUCAUCUGGAGGCAACUGAAGCAAUCAGUCUCCUUUAUACUGUUGCUCAUACUGCAACAAAUUGUGGUGCAGUGUACUUCAUACUUGCUCAAUUGGAUUUUUUUUUUUUUUUUAAUUAUAAAUUUUUCUGUAAGAAAUUUUGAGUGGGUCAUUUAGAAUAUGUAUGAUAUGAUAUACACACGGCCAACAGGGGACUAUUUUUGUUUUGCUCCAAAA
Molecule: messenger RNA, 2921 nt
Organism: Ziziphus jujuba (common jujube)
Lineage: Eukaryota; Viridiplantae; Streptophyta; Magnoliopsida; Rosales; Rhamnaceae
Exons: 7
Coding region: 213-2345 (710 amino acids)
Source: RefSeq, a predicted model, not a curated record